UUUACCAAACGCCUCUUUGCAACAAAAUCCCCCAACGGAAACGAAAGAUGAGCGCCGCAGUCGAAACCCGCAAUUGGCUGGAGCUGCCGUUUGACGUGACGGCCUCGAUUCUCUCUCGGCUAGGUGCAGUCGAAAUCCUUAACAGCGCCCAGAAUGUGUGCUCUCAGUGGCGAAACAUCUGUAAAGACCCAUCAAUGUGGAGGUCCAUUGACAUGCGCAACUCGGGUGAUUUAUGGGACAUGGAUUAUGAUCUCGAGAAGAUGUGCAUCCACGCCAUCGAUCGCAGCUGCGGCUACUUGCUUGAUAUCAAUGUCGAAUAUUUUGGUACCGAUGAGAUUCUAUCUUAUAUCUCUGAGAGGUCUGUUCAUCUUAAGCGUCUUCGACUAGUGUCGUGCUAUAACAUUUCAGAUGAAGGCUUAAGCAAAGCGGCUUUAAAGCUUCCAUUUCUGGAAGAGCUUGAAAUUUCAUAUUGCUCCAUUUCGAAAUAUUCUCUAGAAACUAUUGGCCGCAGUUGCCCUUUCCUGAAAACAUUGAAAUUCAAUCUUCAGGGAUACAGACGCUUCCACUUAGAGUCUGAUGAUGAGGCACUUGCUAUUGCACAAACUAUGCCCGAGUUAUGCCACCUCCAACUUUUUGGGAACAAGUUAACAAAUGAAGGCUUGCAGGCCAUUCUCAAUGGUUGUCCUCACCUUGAAUAUCUUGACUUGCGGCAAUGUUUCAAUGUUAGUCUUGGAGGGAACUUGGAGAAAAGAUGUGUUGAACACAUAAAAAACUUGCGACGCCCUAAUGAUUCAACUCACGAUUAUGAGUUCAAUGCAGAAGUUCAUGAUACAGGGUCAUCAGAUGAAGAUUAUCCAUCUGGAAUUUCAGACAUCGACUUAAUAUCUGAUGAUUAUGAUGAUUACUUUGAGUUCUCAGGUGCCAGUGACCUCUCUGAUUAUGAUGAUUAUUUGCUUUUUGACUGAUGCCAUGGAGUAGGAGCUACUCUUCCAGUGUCCAGAGUAGGAAAUCAGGUAAAUAGGAUGAAGAUAAAAUGGACCUGCUGCAAAUUCAGCGAGUAUUAUGGAGUUUCAUCAGGUUGGUCCGAGGUAAUCAAAUGCUGGUUUUGUGUGUGUUGCUUUUGUUGCAUGGUAGGUUGACUUGCAUUAAUGUUGUAGUAAUCAACGUUGUUGGUGAUUCCUGGAGAAAACAUAUCUUUUGAGGGACCUUGGCUGUUGUACGUUUUGUUU
Hibiscus syriacus is the source of this 1229-nucleotide messenger RNA. RefSeq names its product F-box protein SKIP19-like. The transcript has 3 exons. The coding region runs from base 48 to 965 and encodes 305 amino acids. Gene Ontology annotation, molecular function: protein binding. The record is from RefSeq and is a predicted model, not a curated record. Lineage: Eukaryota; Viridiplantae; Streptophyta; Magnoliopsida; Malvales; Malvaceae.